CGCGGAUGGACUUAUGCUGCUCUGCCAAGUAGUUUUAGUUUGCUUAAGCCAUCUGCCGGUCUCGGUGCGUAUCAUCAUCUUUUGAAACGCCGUCUACAAUCAGGCCGCUCCCAGCUGGAUACCUCUAUUUUCCGACUGCGUCUCAUCUCCAGUAUCGUCAAGGCACCAGGAAUAUCUGAUUUUAUGACUUCUACGGAUACAUUAACGGAUGAGUAUUUAUCGGGCUAUCCGGAGGAAUUGGAGGAAAAUAUUCCACCAUCGACUGCGGAUAAGACCUACAAGUCUCAAGAGGGGGACUUCUCACACACGAUUGAUUGUCGGGCUGUGUUCAGUCAAGUGGAAGUAAAUGAGUUUAGAGAACAGAAAGAAGAUGGCUAUGAGGAAUCUAUAGAACAGAAAAAUUCCCAAAACGUGAAUAAGAAUAUUGUAGGCUCAUUGGAUCGACAGAAUAUCAGACCAAAAGGGACGCUUCUGUUUUCAGGCCUCUGUAGGCCGCACACCAUGUUCGAAUAUUCUCGGUUUGGUCGUGCUGAGUGGCAGGAAGACGAGACACGAGCUGUACCGCCAUUGGUGCUGCCUAGGUGCUCUUACUAUAUAUGCUUUGUUGCUACUUAUUAUUAUAUAAUAUAG
Messenger RNA from Protopolystoma xenopodis, 630 nucleotides. Lineage: Eukaryota; Metazoa; Platyhelminthes; Monogenea; Polystomatidea; Polystomatidae. The record is from the annotation of a GenBank genome assembly.